Molecule: messenger RNA, 3845 nt
Organism: Trichogramma pretiosum
Lineage: Eukaryota; Metazoa; Arthropoda; Insecta; Hymenoptera; Trichogrammatidae
Product: probable ATP-dependent RNA helicase YTHDC2
Exons: 6
Coding region: 286-3690 (1134 amino acids)
Cellular component (GO): intracellular anatomical structure
Molecular function (GO): ATP binding; RNA binding; protein binding
Source: RefSeq, a predicted model, not a curated record
UGCUAAUGUGCACGAUAAACUUCAAUAACCUCGAAGUGCUUAAAUUAUUGAGAAUUAAGAUAUUUUAGAAUUUAGAUUUAGAUAAGAUUAAAGAUUAGCUGCGGAGCUCUUGACUUACAUGUAUAAAAUUUGACAAAUGACUAACACAUCUUUUGUAUAAGUAAACUGUGAAUGAUACUUGACGUUUGUAAUUUGUUGUUCCAAUCACGAAAAAGAACAGAAAACUUACAAUAAGUUUGUUAGUUAUAUUUUUCAUUAAAUAUAGAGUUAAUUAUAUAAUUAAAAAUGUUGUGUCAUCGAAAAUCUGAUAAAAUGGGAGAAGAUACCAAAAUAUCUAUCAAUUUAACUAUCAAGAAAUUUUUAGAAAACAAAGAUCAUAACGAAUUUGAAUUUCCAUCUUCAUAUACUGCAAAAGAAAGGGCGUUCAUUCAUUCUCUAGCUAGAAAAGUGGGUUUGAAGUCAAAAAGUCGCGGUCGUGGGGCAAACAGAUUUUUAACCAUAUACAAAAGAGAAGGUUCAACUAUUGUUCAGAAAGAUGCCUCUAUUAAACUUCAAAAAGUAUCCAGACAGACAAUUUUUAAUUUGAUCAAAAGAUUUCCAUUAGACAACAAAGAGCGUCGUGACUUGUUGCCGCCAAUAGAAAGAGAAAGGUCUAUUGAUCAUGAUGUAAAUAAUUGUUGUAGAGCUAUGGGCAGAUUAAACAAUAGCAUACCACAAGUUCCAUCCUUGAAAACUAACGCAGAUGUGUUAAAUUUUCGUAAUUCAUUAACUGUAGUAUCCAAAAAGAAGGAAUUACUGGACAUGAUUGAAAAUAAUUCUUGUGUAGUCAUAAUUGGUGAAACAGGAUGUGGGAAAACAACUCAAAUUCCUCAAUUCAUUUUAGAAGAUUAUCAACAAAAAAAACAACCAUGUAGAAUAAUUUGCACUCAACCACGGCGAUUAUCUGCAGUUUCUGUUGCAGAAAGAGUAGCUUUUGAAAGAGAUGAGAAAAUUGGUCAAACUGUUGGUUAUCAAAUAAGACUAGAAAGUAGAGUUGCACCUAAAACACUUUUGACAUAUUGUACUCAUGGAGUCUUAUUAAGAACCCUUAUGGGUGAUGAUUCUGCUUUAGCUAUGAUUACACAUAUAGUUGUUGAUGAAAUUCAUGAACGUGAUCGGUUCUGUGAUUUUUUACUAAUUGCUUUAAAAGAUGCAGUUGCCAAGUAUAGGACAUUGCGAGUUAUUUUAAUGAGUGCUACAAUAGAUCCUUCUAUUUUUGUUGAUUAUUUUAACAAAUGCCCGUUAAUUAGUAUACCUGGAAAAUCCUUUAAUGUUGAUGUUUUUUAUUUAGAAGACAUAUUAAAAAUGACUAACUAUAUUACAAUAGAAUUAUCAAGACAAAAAGACUCUUUGAUAGCAGAUCAAAAGAACUCUUCAAUUUCUUGCAAUGAAGAAAAGUUAUUUCUUAGCAGUAAUAAAGAACAUCAUUUAGUAACUUUAAAGAAAGAAGAUGAAUUUAAAUCCCAUCAAAUUGAAUUAGACUAUUGGGUUAUUGAAGAAUUGGAUAAGUUAAUAAAUAAAGCAUGGUUAUCAGGAAAAGAAAGUGAAUUCAUUGAAAUACUUAAUUUGAUGCACUCAGAAAAUAUAUCAAUUAACUAUCAACAUUCUCAUACCUCUGUUACAUUAUUAAUGAUUUCAGCUGGCAGAGGAUCAACAAAAGUAGUAGAAAAGCUCCUAAAAUAUGGAGCAAACUUGAAUUUGAGAUCUUGUAAUAACUGGACAGCAUUAGAUUGGGCUCAGAAUAUGAAUCAAUCUGCAUGUAUUCAAUUAAUUGAAAUGCAUGUGAAGAAAUGUGAUUCAAUGUUAGUAAAAAAUGAUAACUUGCAAUCUGAAAAUUGUACCUUUGUUGAUGAAAGUCAACGGUUAUUAGAGGUUUAUAAUCAAAUAUAUAAUAGUGAAGUUAUCAAUUAUGAUUUAAUUUUGAAGUUACUUUUAAAUAUUCAUUUAAAUACGUCUACUGGAUCGAUUUUAAUAUUUUUACCAGGUUAUGAUGAUAUAAUAACAAUGAAAGAGAAAAUAAUUGCUGAGAGUAAACUACUCCAAGCUAGUAGAUACAAUUUAUUUAUUUUACAUUCUAAUAUGCAAACCAGUGAUCAAAAAAGGGUGUUCAAACCAACCAACCAAGGAUCAAGAAAAAUCAUAUUGUCUACUAAUAUUGCAGAAACUAGUAUUACUAUUGAAGAUGUCGUUUAUGUUAUUGAUUCUGGUAAAAUAAAAGAAAAAUCAUUUGAUGCUAUAUCUGGUAUUUCAACUCUUCGUGCAAAUUGGAUUUCACAAUCAUGUGCUGAGCAAAGAAAAGGGCGUGCUGGCAGAUGCCAAAAAGGUGUUUGUUAUAGAUUAUACUCAUCUAUUCAAUACAAUUAUAUGCAAUUAUAUCAGACACCAGAAAUUUUAAGAUUGCCUUUACAUGAACUUUGUCUUUAUUCGAAACAAUUAACAUCUACCAAUACACCUAUAGCUGAAUUUUUGGAAAAAGCUAUAGAACCGCCUUCCAAUAUUGUAACAAGAAACGCUGUGCAAUUCUUAAAAACAAUUGAUGCAUUAGAUCCUUGGGAAGAUGUAACUGAACUGGGAUGUCAUCUUCUUGAUUUGCCUAUAGAACCACGUUUGGGUAAAAUGUUACUCUAUGCAGUAGUUUUGAAAUGCUUGGAUCCCAUUUUGACAAUUGCAUGCAGUUUGGCAUACAAAGAUCCAUUUAUUAUACCUACUUCAUCGUCCCAGAAACAAGCUGCUUUGUCUGCACGUAAAGAAUUUGCUGCUUCGUCAUAUUCUGAUCAUAUGGCUCUUUUGAGAGCUUUUCAAGUUUGGCAAAAUGCAAGAGCUAAUGGAUGGGAAAAAUUGUUCUGUGAAAAACAUUUCGUUUCUGCUGCUGUAAUGGAAAUGAUUGUUGGAACUAGAACUCAAUUGUUGGGACAAUUACGAGCUUCAGGUUUUGUUAAAGCAAGAGGACCUGGAGACAUUCGAGACUUGAAUUCUAAUUCUGAAAAUUGGGCAGUUGUAAAAGCAGCUUUGACCGCUGGCAUGUACCCAAAUUUAUUGAGAGUAGAUCGCCAGCAUUCGCAACUUCGAUCUCAAAAAGAAGUUGAAGUAAACUUUCAUCCAUCCUCCACAUUGAAAGAUUUUUCGAAGACCUGCAAUAAAAUAGAUGCUAAACUCGUCAGCUCUUUACCUUGUGAAUGGAUAAUUUAUGAAGAAUUAAGUCGAUCUGGACGUCUCUGUCUCGCCAAAACAGUAACAUUAGUUAAUUCUAUCACUGUAGCAUUAUUUUGCGGCCCAACUCGAUUACCAAUGGACGUCAUACAAGAAGCAGAGUCUAUUCCUGAAAGUGAAUCUGAUUCAGAAGCUGAUGAAAGUAAUGAGGGUACUACCAUUUUAAAACUAGAUGAUUGGAUUGCAUUUAAACUUGAUAGUUCUACUGCUCAACUCAUUUUACAUUUACGACAAAAAUGGAAUGCCUUGUUUCUUCGACGUAUGAAGAAUCCAAAUAAAGUAAUGACUCAGCAUGAUGAACAAGUUAUCAAAACAUUAACAACUGUUAUAACAAAUGAAGAGCAAGCGUUAGGCUUACAACAGCCAUUAGGAAUUGGUCAAAGACCACGUCCUUUACUGGUUGAUUAUUAUCCUGCAACCAAUAAGCGAUCGGAAGAUUGAAAUUUGAUAUCGUUGUAACUCAAACCUAAAGCAUGUAACAUGAUUUUCAAAAUUCAUUUGCAUACACAUUUUUAAUUAUAAUUGCGUUGUGAUAUUUAAUGAUAAUUGUAAACAUCGAAGUUACUGUAUUAUGUUAUUGCAUUUUUAUAAAUUUU